UCCAUUUGAUAGAUAGAAAAGAUAGCAUGGCUUGUGCCAUGGCCCCGAGUUGGGUGUGGCGAGGAAAAGAGAGAAAGAUACAAUGCAGGGCAGUGGCACAAGAGCAGCAGAGAAAGGAGGAGAAAAAUCCCAAGCUGGUGACUUUCAUUGGGAAAGGAGGAACUGGCAAGACAACUUGUAGCGUCUUGGCUGCUCAGUUCUACGCCAGCAUUGGCCUUCGGACGUGUUUAGUGAUCCAGUCCCAGGAUGUUACUGCUGAUUUUCUUCUGGGUCAUCAGCUCAAGCACCAGCCUACGAAAAUUCUUGAGAAUGGAUCUCUCACAGCACUUCGACUCGAGACUACCAAGAUUUUAGCACAGCCUUUGGAGCAAGUCAAGAAAGCGGACGGUCGAAUAAGUUUCAGCCAAGGAGCUCUUCAGACGGAGGUUGCUGGUGAGGAGCUGAGCGUGUUGCCGGGCAUGGAUUCGAUCAUGGCUUUGUUCGUUCUGGACCAGCUGUGUGGCUUUGCUCGCCGGUUUUUUCCAAAACGCUCGAAAGUUUUCAAGCCCGAGUACGACGUUGUCGUCUACGACGGCCCAAACAGCGAUGAGACUCUAAGAAUGUUUGGAUGUGCUGAAAGACUAAGGUGGUACAUGAAUCGGUUUAGAAGCAUUGCCGAGAAGACUGAUAUUGGAAGAGUCGUACUUCCUUCCAUUUUGAGACUCGCCGAAGCUUCACUGCUCGAAGAUUUGUCGACUGAAAGAUCAACUUCGGAGCUUUGGGAGCUAGCAAACACUGUUCUCCACGGAGUUGAGCAGAACUUUGCCAAUCCCAACACAUUCUCCAGCUACAUUGUGACCGAUCCAAGGAGCAAACUGACAGAAAAAACGGCUCUCCGCUACUGGGGUUGUGCUGUGCAAGCCGGAGUUCACGUUGCCGGAGUCGUCCACCACCAGAACUCCAGAGCUCAAACUUGGAAAGAAGGUUUCUCUUCUCUGGCCGUGGCUUCCAUUCCAGAACUAACCUUCGGUGAGAGUCCACCCAGCUGGGAACAAAUUCUUUCGAGCCUCGACAAACAAACUUGCGAAGUAUUGCGGGGAGAUGGCUCCUCGGUUUCAAACCCGCCAGUUUCGCUAGAUCACUCGUCUGGGACAGUCACUUGUUUCUUGCCAGGAUUUGACAAAGCCGACGUCAAGCUCUCCCAACUGAAACGAUCGGAGCUGCUGCUGGAUGCCGGAGAUCAGAAGAGAGUGAUCAAGCUCCCGCCGCAAAUGCACGGCAAAGUUAAGGGAGCGAAGUUCCAAGACAAGAGUCUGAUCAUCCAAAUGACCGCCUAAAGAACAAUGGAAGCGUUUUGCCAGUC
Selaginella moellendorffii is the source of this 1342-nucleotide messenger RNA. RefSeq lists its product as uncharacterized. NCBI's taxonomy places the organism in Eukaryota, Viridiplantae, Streptophyta, Lycopodiopsida, Selaginellales, Selaginellaceae. The transcript has 7 exons. The coding region runs from base 27 to 1316 and encodes 429 amino acids. The record is from RefSeq and is a predicted model, not a curated record.